This is a messenger RNA of Trichobilharzia regenti, 1066 nucleotides long. NCBI's taxonomy places the organism in Eukaryota, Metazoa, Platyhelminthes, Trematoda, Strigeidida, Schistosomatidae. The record is from the annotation of a GenBank genome assembly.
AUGGGUCGUUCUCAUUCUCAACGUAGUUCUUCAAGUGCACUUAGUGAAAAGCAAAAAAGUCAUCAUCAUUCCAAACAGCAAAAUAGUCGUUCAAAUCAUAAAAAAACCAAAAGAAAAUCAAGCAGUCGAAAUACAUCUAAAGACUGUCAAAAAGCUAAAUUACUUAAUCUUACUAAAGCAAUAUCUACUAUGAUUGAUUCAGAUAAAAAGCGUAACCGUUCAGAAAAGCAUAAAAACAAACUACCUUCAUGUGGUUGUCCAUAUGAUUGUGAAAGCGAAAUUCAAGCCUUACGUAAAAAUAUUGAAAAUCUACGUUCUGGUCUAAGUCAUAGUUAUAAGGACAGACCAAUAUUUCAAUUGGAACAUUUUAUUGAUGAUCAUUACCAGUUAUUAUCAGAAGCUUGGCUUUCAAUUGGACAAUCAAAACUUCGUGAUCUAGUCUCAGCUAGUCUAUUGUCAAUCUGUGCUAGACGAGAGCGUAGAGAUGCAAAACAUUCAUCGAAUAAAAGUCCAAGAGUUUCGUGUAUUGUACAACCUUUUGUAUCGUUUGAUGGAAGUGAUUAUCAAUUGGGUGUUUCAGAAUUAUGGCAUAGAUGUAUUCGUGAAUUAGAUGAUCUUUCAGUGGAACAAGUCAGAACUAUACUGAAUGGAACAGGUAAUCUUGAUCCAACUGAAUUAGUUCAUAAUAGCAGCAGUAAUAAAGCUGGCGUAAUCAUCUCUGACAAAGAUCACAAAUCUAGAUCAAAAGCUUCUAUGGAAAAUAAGGUAGAUGAGAAAAUAUCUGAUAAACAAAUCCAUGAUGCGGAUUCAACGACUGCAUUAUGUUCACGUCAAACGAUUGGAUCUUCUUUCCGAUAUUUCAAUGCAGUCCUGUCUUCCCUGGCUGCCUCUUCAGCGAGUUUGUUGGUUUUCGCCUGUAAGUCUUCGAGUUUGUGUGACAUUGGACAUAUAUCAUCCACAAGUGAAAUCUAGAUCUUCUGGAGUCUUCUUAUCAAUUGUCUAGCGUAUUCCAGUCUCUUCGCUCCCUAUGCACAGUCUGACGCAUAAUCCAGUCUACUACAAUUAA